AGCUGUUUGACUGCUGGUGGCGGCCAUUACUGCGUCUAGGCGAGUUCGUUCGGUUUCGAGUUUCCCUGUGACCGCACGCAUUCUACCCUCAGUAUUCCCCUUCUCCUCAGUAUUCUUGCUUCUCAUUCUCUACUGUCAUUAGAAGAAACUGCAAGUAUCACUGUGUUGUAAAGAAAUUUGUUCUUCAUAUUCAUCAUGUCAAGAUUCAUCUUGUGUCUCUGCGUUGCCCUGCUGCAACUUGUCUCGGAGGCAACGCUUUCCGAUCCGAUUUACGAAGGCGAUACCUGGGUGGAAAAGGAUAGCCCAUUAAGAAUUGUCUGCAAGAUUCCUAUGCAUGAGCCAUACACUUUGCAAUGGACAAUCAACAACAAACCACUUGAUUUAUCUCUGACCGGAGAGAUAGGAUACACCAUUGUCGAUGACUUCCUCGAGUCAGAGUCCGCGCUGGUGUCGAUCUUGAGUGUCCCUAAGACUCAGCCCAUACACGCCGGGUCGUAUCGUUGUAACGAAUUCUCUUCCCACGGGCAUCUAGUUCUGGUCCUCGGCGGUGAGGAGGUCGAGAUCGGAUUCAAAUAUGGUCAGAGUGAGCUUAUCUUGAAUUGCUCUCUGCCCGACGAUAAAGUUUCAUGGUAUCAUAAUCGUACAUUGUUGGUUGAGACAGACAACCUGAAGCUAACGCAUGAAAAUGGCGUACACAUGCUGAAAAUUAUCAAGCCGAAAGUGGCCCAUAUUGGCAGUUAUACAUGCGAAGGCAGUGGGAAAUCAGUUACAGACAUCCGUGUUGCUAUGGAGCCGAUUGUUGCUGCCUUGCCCACAUCCUUCAAUAUUGUCGAAGGGGAGAACUUCCGUUUGCCGUGCGUUGUAUACGGUUCUCCAACUCCAAUCGUCGAAUGGCGACGAGAGGGAGAAGAAGGUCAAUGGGAAUCCCUGGUUGCUGAUGGUCAUUUCAUGUUCGAACCAAACAACGAAGGAAUCGCCAACGGCACACUAUUGAUUGAAGAAGUCAAGCUUGAUGAUCGCGAUAACUACAUGUGCUUUGCUUUCAAUGAACUCGGCAACCACAACGGCACCACAUUGAUCCGUGUCAUUGAUAAAUAUGCCGCAUUAUGGCCGUUCCUCGGCAUUUGCAUCGAAGUCAUUGUUCUAUGCGCCGUCAUCUUUGUGUGCGAAAAGCGUCGAAACAAGAAGAAAACCGACAAUGAAUCCGACAAUGAGCAAAACAAUACUGUGAGACACGGUUCUUCGCAGCGAUCUUUUUAUCGCUUGGAAAAUAUUGCGUCUAAUUUAUCCGUGGCCGACUUGAAGAAGAAUAUAUUAUUGAAAGCAGGACUGGACAGUCAAUGUCAGCUAGAGCUCAUCUACUCUUGCAGACCUCUUAGGGAUGAAGCCACAUUAAACACGUUGGAGCAUGUUGAAAGUGGUGCCAAAAUGAUAUAUGCCACUGUUGUGAAGCCAGCUGAGAGAGAACAACCAAAAAAGUUGAAUGCAGUUGAGCAGCACCAACUAUUUUUAGCUUUCAGAGCAGCUGUGACAAAUCCAAACUUUCGUCUUACUCUGCAAAAUUUAUCAAGACCUGAAAACAUUCAGUCACUGACUGAAACUGUUCCAGGAUUGGCUGAUGAUGAAGUAGCUCUUUCUAUGCUUCAAGACUGGGAACUACUUUUGCAUUUAGCUGAUCCAAAAAUUGUACAAGUACUUGUGGAAAAGCACCCAGCUCUUGUUGAUGCAGCUAGCCGAAUGAUGAACUCUGUUUCUGAAUCUCUAGUCCCAGGUGCGAAUCAGCGACGAAGAUCCAACAGUGCCGGUUGGCUUGCUAGAUCUCUUGGUGCUGAUUUAGAAGAUGAUGGCAUGGACGAAGACGUCCCGCAAGAUCAACCUAAUUCAAAUCAACAAGCUAGUAGAUCACAAGCAGCUUUCGGGAGUGGAAUCACACCAGCUCAGCUAGCCGCUGCGCUGAGCUUUGCCCAGAAUAGCAUUCGCCAGCCCUUGCCGUCGACAACAACAACACAACAGCAGCAGCAGCAACAACCACGUGUUUCACCCGGAAUAUCCCUGCAACAGCCAGAACAGUCAACGCCUAGGCCACGCAACGAUGGAUUGACUCCAGAAAUGUUUACUCAAGCACUUUUGCAAGCCAUGAAUCAGAUGGGAGGAGGAUCCGUCAGUAAUAACACUAGCGGGAAUGUAGCAAUGGCCAGCGGCAUUGGAACUAGUAGUAGUGUUGAAGCCCAAUCCCGUCGUGACACCGAGGAUGAUGCUCCUUUGCGAGAGCAGUUUGGCCGUUUUCUACCCCAAAUGCGUGAGUAUGGAAUCACCGAUGACAACCUCAGUCUAAGGGCGUUACAAGCUACAAACGGUGACGUCGAAGCAGCACUUAAUCUCAUAUAUGCCGGACUCGUUGACGAUUGAUUGAAAUAUUUUUGUUUAAACCAUUAAAAUUGCUAAAAAAUAAAAAAAAUGACUAUAAAGUGGGAAUAUCUAAUGCAGUUGGUCAUCGUUU
Molecule: messenger RNA, 2500 nt
Organism: Daphnia carinata
Lineage: Eukaryota; Metazoa; Arthropoda; Branchiopoda; Diplostraca; Daphniidae
Biological process (GO): axon guidance; homophilic cell-cell adhesion; dendrite self-avoidance
Cellular component (GO): axon; plasma membrane
Molecular function (GO): cell-cell adhesion mediator activity
Source: RefSeq, a predicted model, not a curated record